Cannabis sativa is the source of this 2140-nucleotide messenger RNA. RefSeq names its product FCS-Like Zinc finger 10. The coding region runs from base 547 to 1749 and encodes 400 amino acids. The transcript is spliced from 4 exons. The record is from RefSeq and is a predicted model, not a curated record. Lineage: Eukaryota; Viridiplantae; Streptophyta; Magnoliopsida; Rosales; Cannabaceae.
AUUCAUUCAAAAGAAAAAAAGGGUAUAAAGAAAAGAGUUAACCAAUGAAAAAGCAUUUCUCUUAUUUUUUUUUUCUUUUAAUUUACAAUAAUAAACAAAGAACAAAAUCUAAGUUGUAUUGUAUAUAUGGAAGAGCAUUAUAUUAAAUAUAAUAUAUGUCGUCCAAAUCCAAAUCCAAGGAAUCACGUGCAGAUCACUCUUACGUUACUGGGUUGGUUCAUUUAAUGGGCCGGGCCCACUACCAGUCAGUGAAACUGGACCGUCCAAUAAUGACUCAGAAUAUACGUAGUUUUAUACUCUCAGAAAAUACGUAUAACCAAGGUUAAUGAUGAGAGAGAGAAACAACAAAGCAAACCAGUGAAGAAGAGGAGACAAGUAUUUGAGAAGCCUUUGCUCUUGUGAACUCUAAGCCACAAUCUUUGAUACAUUUUCUGAUUUUAGAGAAAGAAAACACAUAUACAAAAGGGUUUCUUUUUUUCUUUAUUUCCUCCGCAUUUGAAGGCUCUCUCAAACAAAAUACCAGAAAUGGCCAGAUGAAGAACAUGUAUGCAUGAUUAUCUAAUGGCUGAAUCCGAUUCAGAGUCCGAUGCCCAGUCAGAUGUGUCGAGCCUGAGGCAUAUAAGCAGCUCACUUUUCAAUAUCCCUGGUUUCUUUGUAGGGUUUGGAACUAAAGGUUCAUCCGAAUCUGAUUCAAUCAGGAGUCCUACUUCUCCUCUUGAUAUUGGAGUUUUUUCAAACUUGAGGAAUCCUGUAAGUCUUCGAUAUACUCGAUCAUCAUCUGAAAAUGGACAUAAAAAGAAGUGGAAUUGCAGUAAAGUAGUAGGCCUUGGCAUUGUCAAUUCACUUGUUGAUAAUACAACAGGUGGUGGUCUUGAUAUACCAAAGCAGAAGAACAUACUUUUCGGACCCCAAGUUAAGACUAGUACCACUAAUUCCUUGAAACUUUACCAUGGUUCGCUCGAUUCUUCGUUGAAAUCCAAGUCACUGCCAACAAACUACAUUGCUUCAAGGCUUUCUGAAACCAAGUAUCCUAGUCCCCAUUUGGUUAGCAGCAGUGUUGCCUUUGAUAAUGAAAUUCCAUUAAAGCCUGAACCAUUAGAAAAUACUCAACUAUGUUUCUCGGAUUCAACUAUUCCUUCUUCACUGGUCAGCUUGACCUACAAUCACAACUUGAGGUCUGAAAACUUCUGUCCAGAAGUUAAAACUAGAAUGAGUUCACCAUCAGUAAUUGGCUCAACAAGUUCAGAAGUGAAAAAUUCUUUGGAUAUCAAAACAAGUACUCUUCCAAUACCUAUUGAGCCCAGCCAGGGAUUUGUGGGCUCUCUUUCUAAGAAGGAGAUAGAAUUGUCUGAAGACUAUACAUGUAUAAUUUCCCAUGGUCCAAAUCCCAAAACAAUUCAUAUCUUUGGUGACUGUGUUUUAGAAUGUCACACAAAUGAGAUAAACAAUUUUGGCAUGAAGGAAGAACUGGGAGUCAAAUCACCUCAAGAAGCUAAUAACUCGGAGGGAUUAGCCCCUAUUCCUUCUGAUGAAGUUUUGAAAUUUUGUCACUCCUGCAAGAAAAGGCUGGAAACUGAUGAAGACAUUUACAUGAGCAGAGGUGAGCAAGCCUUUUGCAGUUUUGAUUGCUGCCCCGAGGAGAUAUUGGAAGAAGAAGCGGAGAGAAGUUACCAUAAUUCUGCAGGAAGCUCUCCUGGUUCAAGCUUCCACGAAGAUGUCUUCUUGUUGGGCAUGCCCGUUGCCAUGUGAUGGAUCAUCGACAAUGCUUUUUUCAGGUUUCUAGAUCGUCCGUUGAUAAGAAGUGCUGUCUGUGUGAUUUUGUUAGCAGCCAUGGAUGAUCAAAAAGCAUUUUGUUGUUUUGUUUUUUGCUUGUUAUGUCUCCGUUUUCAAAUAUUAUUGAUACUGUUAAGUUAUGAGUAGUUGCAGUAGUAGCAUAGAGUAUCUCUAUAUGGAUAUGAUGAGACUCAGACCAUUUUGCUAUCUUAUAAUUUUGUUAAGAUGGGUUGCAAGUGGCUAUAGAAAGCCCUGGCUCUUCGGUUUUUCGUUCGUUUUUCCUGGCCUCCUACUGUUGGUUAGGAGUUGAUGUAGAAGUUUUUGAACCUGAUGAGCUUAUUAUAUAAUGCAUGAGCAUAUUCAAUAA